Molecule: messenger RNA, 3348 nt
Organism: Lytechinus variegatus (green sea urchin)
Lineage: Eukaryota; Metazoa; Echinodermata; Echinoidea; Temnopleuroida; Toxopneustidae
Product: proline-rich receptor-like protein kinase PERK9
Exons: 1
Coding region: 330-1412 (360 amino acids)
Molecular function (GO): nucleic acid binding; zinc ion binding
Source: RefSeq, a predicted model, not a curated record
AACGAUACAAUCUUAUAUCAAUGCCUUUACUACAACUAUACCCGCUAAUGACGUAAUAUCUGCCUCUCGCAUCUCUAAUGGCCGCAUAGCUGUGUAUCUAAAAUCCAAAUUAAGCUGUUAUCAAUGCUGUCCAACAAGGCCUUGAGUAUGAGGGGGCCUUUUUUGAACUAACCCCCCUUGUACGGCCCACUACUCGAGUCAUUUUAUCUAAUGUAUAUCCAGAACUACCGAAUUCUGUCUUGAUUGAAAAUCUAGCACCUUUUUGCAAAAUUGUGUCCGACUGCAAACCAAUACCUUUAGGAUUUAAAGACAAGCGCCUAAACCAUAUUAUGAGUUUUCGAAGGCACGUUCAAGUGUUAGUGAAACCUAACACAACACUUCCAGAUAACAUUAAUUUUGUGUUUUCUGGUAUGAACUGUCGUGUAUUUAUUUCAACUGAAUCAGUUAGAUGUUUUAACUGUGGUGAAUUUGGUCAUAUUUCUCGCAAUUGUAAGAAACCCCAAACAAGCACAAAUACUAAGCAGUCAAUGACAAAUGCUGCCCCAGUUUCAAAUGACACGAGAGUGCGCCAGCGGGGAUCCUCCCCACCUCCCACUACGGUUUCAGACCCCAUCCCACCAUCACCUCCCCCCUUAGCGGCAAGUACUACAAUGCCCCCACCUGUACCCACAUCCUCUGAUUUCCCUAGUUUACCACCUCGUGAUCGUGCGCCCCCUCUCACCUCAGCCACCCCCUCGCGCAUUAGGAAGCCUCAAUCUUCUCCACUGCACACACCUCUGACAUCACCUGCUCAGCCGUCCAGCAAUUCCACUACCACACCCAUAGUCGUGUCCUCCAAGUCCUCUCCCCCCAAAUCUAUUUCUGCGUGCCCUUCGCCUGUGUGGAAAACUCCCCCAUCACCUGUCCGAUCUUUCUCCGAAGUUGUUUCAAAACGCAAGCAACUAACCCCCGAAUCAAACGAAAACAAUACUACUCUUACUACACUCAAAGCCACCUCUCCUCUUCGGAAAGUGACCAGAAAAGCUCCCUCCUCCCAAACUGAAACCGUAGACUCUCCAGCAUUAACACAAGUCCUUGACUCCCAAACCCCAAAUAUCCCCCCUACCCCAUCCUCCUCAGUUGGAGAUUGUUCUACCGACACUGACUCCAUGACAUGGGAAGAUGCCCAGACGGAUGAAGACAUCCCGAAGGAAGAUGCACUCCCAUUGACUCAAGGCCCCCUCUCCCAAGGCCAAAUUGUGAAAUUUCUGUCAAACGUGAAAGGGCGGAAAAAGCCUGCCCAGAUUGCACGGAAAUAUACAUCAAAUAUUCCAGGGCUAGUUAAACAAUUAAAGCCCCUGAAAAACAGCCCCCUUGUUAAACGUAACAUGCAGCAGAGGAUAUACAAAUUGAUCAGCACUCUGGAGAGCUAAUUCCUUUUUACAUUCUCUCCAUUCAUUACGUACGCUCAAGUUGUUAUAGCCUUAAUGGCACUGUCAAUGCUGACCCUCAACCCCGGAGGAUGCUCCUCCCAAACUCAAAACGCCUCCUUCCGAGUUUAUGUUGAGCAAAUUGCAUGCAACCCUCUCGUUGUAUUUUUACAGGAAACUUACCACCUUAAAGAUAGCAACCCUUGCUGGAGCAACUGGUCCCAUAAACCUUUUUGCUCACCCGGUAUUACUCGAGGGUCAGGAGUGACAACUUUGGUCAAUAAUUCUCAAGUUGAUAUUUUAUCUACUUUUAUUGUUUUUGAUGGUUAUAUAUUGUAUAAUAAGCUCUGCCAUAAUAACUGUAUUUAUCAUGUAUACAACACACUUAUUCCUCAAUCUGAUGAAAGGGCAAUUAAAGCUAUUAAUGCCCUUAAUUGUCAUAUCUCCACCUGUUGCGAAGAUAAUAUUGUGAUUGUGGGUGAUUUUAAUUGCACUGAAAAUCCUGCGAUUGAUCGUUUGUGCACGCUCACAGAGCGCAGACCUAAACUUGUUACGGCCUUACAAAAUGUUCUGAAUAAAUCUUCUCUUUGCGAUGCAUGGCGUUUUCUAAAUCCAAAUGAAAAGGAAUUCACCUGGCAACGGCACAAUCCUGCCAGUGCACAGGGCUUUUCAAAAUCUAGAUUAGAUCGAUUUUAUGUACCAUCGUGUCUAGUUUCUUGUAUUCAUAUGUGUGAAAUUAUACCUUGUUCCUUAUCUGACAACUCUGCAGUUUCUCUAACUUUGAAAUUCCCAAUACGAGCUAAAGGAAAAAGUGCAUAUUGGAUUUUCAAUAACACUCUUUUAGAAGACGAAAGUUACAUUGACAUUAUUCGUCUUUUUUGGUCAGAUUGGCAGAAAGAAAAAAAUGACUUCCCGAAUCUUGCAUCUUGGUGGGAUUUCGGCAAGGUUCAUAUUAAAUCAAUUACUCAAAUAUAUAGUAAAAAAUUAGUACAAAGGAAAAGACAAGCUCUCAUAGAAAUUAACAAAGAGAUUGAUAAACUUCAGAGCGCAAAAGAAUCUAGCCCACAAGAUAAAAAUACUCUUGACGAGCAUAGAAAUGCAUUAAACUCGCUACUGAAAAAUGAAGCACGUGGAGCUCUUGUGAGGUCUCGCUUUAAAUACACAAAUGAAAGAGACUCAUGCUCCAAGUUUUUCUUCAACUUAGAAAAAACGAAUUCCUUAUCAAAAAGUAUAUCCCGGAUUCGGCUCUCUUCGGGACGUAUUUCGGAGAACCCUUCUGAGAUAAAAAAAUCAUGUUCGGGAAUUUUAUGAAUCUCUUUACACUCGAACGCCAACUGACAAGAGCGCCACCAAUAGUUUACUUGUAAAUAUCAAGACGCUUGAUCCGUCCUUAUCAAAGGACCUUGAGAAUCCAAUAUCUGUAGAAGAACUUGAUAAUGUUGUCAAGCAGCUAGGCAAAAAUAAGUCUCCUGGUAUCGAUGGACUUACCUCUGAAUUUUAUCAUGUCUUUUGGCCCAUGCUCAAAGAUGAUUUUCUCGAAGUUCUUACCUCCUCUCUUGAGUCUGGAUUUUUACCACACUCUUUUAGGAGGGCGGUCAUUACUUUACUCCCCAAAAAAGGAGACCUCGCUGAUAUUUCAAAUUGGCGUCCCGUCUCCCUCCUCAACACAGACUAUAAAAUUUUUGCUAGGCUGCUUGCCCGUAGGCUAAAAUCAUGCAUUGAUCAUGUUAUUGGAAGAGACCAAAGUUAUUGUAUCCCCGGUCGCUCUAUUUAUGACAACAUUAAUCUCAUUAGAGAUAUUUUGUUCUAUGCAAACACUAAUAAUAUUUCUUUGGCUGUAUUGAACUUGGACCAGAAAAAGGCAUUUGAUAAUGUAGAUCAUGAUUAUUUAUUCAAUGUUAUGAAACGCAUGGGCUUUGGAAGUCAUUUUAUAUCUUAU